Molecule: messenger RNA, 1341 nt
Organism: Cyprinus carpio (common carp)
Lineage: Eukaryota; Metazoa; Chordata; Actinopteri; Cypriniformes; Cyprinidae
Product: small ribosomal subunit protein mS26-like
Cellular component (GO): mitochondrial small ribosomal subunit
Source: RefSeq, a predicted model, not a curated record
AAAAGAAACAUCUUCCGUCCGUGGCUAAAGUUCAGCAAUAUGGCAGCUUAGGUGAAGAUGCUCAAUGUUAUGUGGCCAUGCUGGAAUCUGUUACGAUAUAAUAAUACUAUCCCACCUCAGUUCUUUAGGAUUUGACUGUAUGUUGUGCGCAGACGCUCACUGUUAAUCAUAGCUAGAUUUAAUCUUCAUCAUGUUGCGGGCUUUAUCAAGGAGUCCUGCUCCUGUAGUCCGUCUUCUCUCUCCUCGUACUGCUGUUUGGGUCGAGACUGUCAGGGGGAGAAAAUCUCGCACAGACCCCAAAGCCAAGUCAAAAUUGGGACGGAUCAAGACCCCCCCUCCCGUGGAUCCAGUAGAAAUGGUGGUACUGAAGGAGCGCUACACGGAGUACAAUCUGAUUUUAAGAGCCCUGCGACUUGAGUUCAAGGAGCAGAUGUUGAGGAAGAAAUACGAAGAGGAGGUUGGUUCUGUGGCAGAGGAGAGAACUAAAAGAGAGGAAGAAGAGCACCGGUCACUGAUGGCCUUGAAUGAUGCUGAAAACCUCAGAAUGCAUAAGAUACGAGAGCAACGCAUGCAGAAAGAGGCUGAGGCCGAGGAACUGAAGAAGAGAGAAGCAGACAUCUUACGCCAGCAAGAGCUGGAGAACUACAUUAAAGAAAAAGAAAGGCAGAUUCUUCAGCUACAGGAAGAGGCGAAGGACUUCAUCACACUGGACAAUCUAGAUCAGCGUAUUGAAGAGGCUCUUGACAACCCGAAAAACUACAAUUUCGCCAUUGAUAAAGAAGGACGUGUUGUCAAACGAACUGCAUUUCAGCGAUAAAUACAGGAUUUCCAAUAACAAAAAAACCCUGCAAUGUACAUAAAAUAUAUAUACUGUCAGUGUCAUCUUUUAAACUGUUUCUCAAAACAUAUGCACAUGUGCUUUGUUUUCUGCCCUCUGCAAGUGUUAUGAGAGUGUCACUGGAAGUAGUGAGUGUGUGUUUAUGUACUGUUUGAGGAACUCAUUUUCAGUACUAAAGUCUCUUGGAACAUCUAGAAAUGUCCAGUGAGGGAUAUGGUGUGUGCUGAAUUAAUUCUAACUAACUUAAAUGAAAAACAGUGGAAGUGCCAAAAAAACGCAGCCAUAACAAUUAAACAUUACACAGUACAUGUUAGCAAGAGACGAUGGAUGCGCUCCAUUCAGAAGUGAUCAUUCCUAUGCCCUCCACAAUAAGAAAGAGUUAGAAGGGUGUAGAUCUCAAAAAUAAUUGACAGCUGUUAUCAGGUUUUCUGUGGAACGUUAAUGUGUACUAUUUUAAGAUGUUUGGUUCCAGCAAUUUCAAUGAAUAGAUAUUAAGUAGAACA